ACAAGAAUCAAAAUAAAAGAAGAAUCAAUCAUAGAGUAGUUUCCCUCCUCCUUCUCCUCCGCCUUCUUUUCCACUCCGCUCUUUUCAUCGACGGCACUCAAGCAACCACCAUGCUUCCGCUUUCCCUUCUUAAGACUGCACAAGGUCACCCUAUGUUGGUGGAGCUGAAAAAUGGUGAGACAUAUAAUGGGCAUUUGGUUAAUUGUGAUACAUGGAUGAACAUCCAUCUCCGAGAAGUUAUUUGUACUUCUAAAGAUGGAGAUAGAUUUUGGAGGAUGCCUGAAUGCUACAUACGGGGAAAUACGAUUAAGUAUCUUCGAGUUCCUGAUGAGGUUAUUGACAAAGUGCAGGAAGAAACCAAGAGCCGUACAGACCGCAAGCCGCCUGGUGUUGGACGUGGUAGGGGAAGAGGUAGGGAGGAUGGUGCUGGUGCUGGUGCUGGUGGACGCCCAACAAAAGGCAUUGGGCGUGGUUUUGAUGACGGUGGUGCUAGAGGAGCCGGAGGCCGGGGCAGAGGUGGCCCAAGUGGAAAGCCUGGAGGAAGCAGAGGUGCUGGACGAGGUAGAGGUUGAUCUAAGCAAGUGAUAUGAAGUGUGAACUACUUCCAACGGGCAAGCUUGCUUCUUCUGGAGGCAUCUGUGCUUGUCUUUACGCGUACCUGCAGCAGACUUUACUGCCCGUGUUUCAUGUGCAUUCUCGGAUUUUAGCUUUCCAGUACCUUUUUUGUAUUUGUAAUCUUAAAAACGUUGAUGAUAUUAUAUAUUAUAUUAUUAUUUGAGGAA
Molecule: messenger RNA, 782 nt
Organism: Lathyrus oleraceus (garden pea)
Lineage: Eukaryota; Viridiplantae; Streptophyta; Magnoliopsida; Fabales; Fabaceae
Product: sm-like protein LSM4
Exons: 7
Coding region: 111-572 (153 amino acids)
Biological process (GO): mRNA splicing, via spliceosome; nuclear-transcribed mRNA catabolic process
Molecular function (GO): RNA binding
Source: RefSeq, a predicted model, not a curated record